UGGCCAGACAUUAUUUGAGUUUGCCAUACCUUCUUGUAUUACACCCACGAGGACUUUGACCCGAUUUUAGACCACUGUCCUGUCCAUAAAGUUGUUAUAUACUUGAGCCAAGUUUGCCAAGAUGGUGCGUGCGUGGUACAUGGAUGACUCUGACGCCGACCAGCGCUGUCCGCACAUGACGGACCCGAUCCAGCCCGUGGAACUGGACCAGCUCAAGAACAUCGGGGUCCUGCACUGGAAGCUGUCGGGAAAUGAGUCUGAUGAAACACUGACUGGCAUCAGGAAGGAUCGUGGGUACACAUAUGAGGACCUCAUCGAAAUCACCCCAGAAAAGCUGCCCAACUACGAACAGAAGAUCAAGUCGUUUUUUGAGGAGCACCUGCAUCUUGAUGAGGAGAUCAGGUACUGUGUGGGAGGGAGCGGGUACUUCGACGUCCGUGACAAGGAUGACAAGUGGAUCCGCAUCGAGCUGGAGAAGGGUGACAUGAUCAUCCUCCCCGCCGGCAUCUACCAUCGCUUCACUCUGGACGAGAAGAACUACAUCAAAGCAAUGCGUCUGUUUGUCGGAGAGCCGGUGUGGACCCCGUACAACCGUCCCGCUGAGGACAAGGAUGCCCGUAAGGAAUACCUGAAGACCCUCGGCCUGGCUGCCUGAGAAUUUAUGUUAAGACAGUGACGCAAGACAGCGAUGCAAGAGCUGGAUUUAUACAAGUGAUAUUAUGCAAGCUUCAAGGAUAUACAUAUAAUCAAGAUGUAUUUUUAAAUGGCAGUUUUAUGCACUGACAAUUACAGUUACAUGGCAGUGUACAUGUCAAUACUGUAGUUUAAAUCAUGAAACUGUGGUUUUGCUUCCCAAUACAUGUAUUUGUUUUAAAUCAAUGGUUGAAAACAUGAAACAAUUCUAUAGCACAGUGUCAUGGAACCUGUAACAGUAUAAUCAAAGGUAAUGGUGAAAAAGGUGCUAUGACAGUGCUAAGAAUAAUUGUUAAAAACUUUCUUUACCUGCUGAUUUCAGUUUAGAUAUAUACUUUGUCUAUGAUGCUAUAGAUCAUAUACAUGAAAAGCAAGCAUUUUAAAUGCUUUGAAUAACUCUUUCUUUUGUAAUCAUAGCUAGUAAUAUCCAGAGUAGCCUCUACCAGGCUACAGAGGUGGCUGAGAGUACAAAGAAGCCAAAUAGACAACAUGCCAGGGGAGUUGGUCCGCUAAAUGAGUACAGUUUGCCACAGGGUAAAGUUCUGUGAGAAUCAUAUUGGAUGUCAUCAAUGCUGUAUUACAAUAACACUCCCGUGUUUUACUAUUUGUAAUGCAAGUACAAUAGUCGAGAAUGAUGGCAACAACUUGAGGCAUUCCAUACUGAACAUUUGUCUUAACAAAUCUAUUCUAGUGUAUUCACAGAUUGUUGGUCAGCCCUUGCCUUUUACUGCAGAACCAACAUUAUUAAACAAAUGACAUGUGCCUUAAUAGUCAUGUGAAGCUUGGCUUACCCAUGUUUAUUAAGGGUUUAAUCCUCAAGUACAUGUACUAAGUUGGUGUGAUUUUUUUUCAGAUUACACAUAGUAGUUGUGUAACUGACAGUCAAGAAAGUUUUCUGCUACUGCUUCCAAACCUAGCACUUAACUGAAUAAAGACACUGACUGUGCAGAACAGAUAUUUUUAUUUCACUCAUAUUGAGUCAUAAUCAUAUACUAGUACAGUCAUUCAAUGCAUUAUGAAGAAGUGUUUUGCAUGGUCCCAUGAUCUGUCUCUUCCACAAACAAAAAAAUAGGUAUAAAAUCAACAUGUUCUCUGAAGCAAGCAGAAAAUGACCUCUUAAUAUUUCAUUUUUCUCACAAGGAACAGAAUUAUUGCAGGUUCAUGCAUUGCUGAUGAUUUAGUAUAUCUCUAUACCUCA
Messenger RNA from Branchiostoma belcheri (Belcher's lancelet), 1891 nucleotides. RefSeq names its product 1,2-dihydroxy-3-keto-5-methylthiopentene dioxygenase. The coding region runs from base 122 to 655 and encodes 177 amino acids. NCBI's taxonomy places the organism in Eukaryota, Metazoa, Chordata, Leptocardii, Amphioxiformes, Branchiostomatidae. The transcript has 4 exons. Gene Ontology annotation, molecular function: acireductone dioxygenase [iron(II)-requiring] activity. The record is from RefSeq and is a predicted model, not a curated record.